Stegodyphus dumicola is the source of this 3059-nucleotide messenger RNA. Its product is annotated as glutamine--fructose-6-phosphate aminotransferase [isomerizing] 2-like. Gene Ontology annotation, biological process: UDP-N-acetylglucosamine metabolic process; protein N-linked glycosylation; carbohydrate derivative biosynthetic process. The record is from RefSeq and is a predicted model, not a curated record. Lineage: Eukaryota; Metazoa; Arthropoda; Arachnida; Araneae; Eresidae. Gene Ontology annotation, molecular function: L-glutamine:D-fructose-6-phosphate transaminase (isomerizing) activity; carbohydrate derivative binding.
UUUCUUGAUCGUCAUGUCUCUUUAUCCUUGGAUUUCAACCUGAACGUUUGGGCCUUUAAUGCUGUUGGACUUGCACUGAAAGGGCAUUUAACCGGCAGGCACGGUACUGACUACUGCAGUUGAAUUCCUUCCUGAAGUACUUAUCAUAAGUAACCAUGUGCGGUAUAUUUGCAUACCUUAACUUCUUGGAACCUCGUACAAGACGUGAAAUAUUAGAAUGUCUCAUCAAAGGAUUGCAGAGACUUGAGUAUAGAGGAUAUGAUUCAGCAGGCGUUGCAAUUGAUUCUGAUGCUAAUGGAAAUGAUAUCCAAAUCAUCCGUAGGAGUGGAAAAGUUAAAAUGUUAGAAAGUGAAAUAUGGGGAACUGAAAAUCUUGAUUUUGAUCAGAAGUUCAAUUGUCAUGUAGGCAUAGCACAUACACGUUGGGCAACCCAUGGUGCUCCAAGUGCAUGCAAUAGCCAUCCUCAGCGAUCUGAUCAAUCAAAUGAUUUUGUUGUUGUUCAUAAUGGUAUCAUAACAAACUAUAAAGAUGUUAAGAAGUUUCUGCUGAACCAUGGCUUUGAAUUUGAAUCAGAAACUGAUACAGAGGUUAUAUCAAAACUUAUCAAACACAUCCAUAACAACAAUCCACAUCUUUCAUUUAGAGAACUUGUUGAACAAGUCACGCAGCAGCUGGAAGGAGCUUUUGCGUUGGUCUUCAAAAGUAGGAAAUAUCCCAAUGAAUGUGUGGCUACAAGGCGUGGCAGUCCAUUACUUGUUGGAAUUAAAAGCAAAGCAUCAUUGGCCACAGAUUAUAUCCCAGUUCUGUAUAGUAAGGAUUUGGAAAAACAGAACAAGCAAGAUGACACUGAGGGAUCAGAUAUAAGAGUACAUCAAACAUCUCCUUUGCCAUCUGGUGCAUUGUCUCAAACUCAAGGAAUCCAUCGAUCUGAUUCAACUACAGAAUUUCAUCCUACUGGUGAUGACAGAGAAGUAGAAUAUUUCUUUGCCUCAGAUGCUAGUGCUGUCAUCGAGCAUACUAAUCGAGUCAUAUUCUUGGAAGACGACGAUGUAGCUGCAGUUAAAGAUGGAAAUUUAACUAUUCAUCGCAUGAAGAGAGCCCUUGAUGAAUCUACUGCUAGGGAAAUAAUUACCUUAAAAAUGGCCAUACAGGAAAUAAUGAAAGGUAGUUACAGUUCUUUCAUGCAGAAAGAAAUAUUUGAGCAGCCAGAAUCUGUCAUAAAUACAAUGAGAGGACGAGUUAAUUUGGAAGCUGAAACAGUGGUCUUGGGUGGCAUUAAAGACUUCUUACCAGAAAUAAAAAGAUGUCGACGCUUAUUACUUAUUGGCUGUGGUACAAGCUAUCACAGUGCUGUCGCAACACGACAAAUCCUUGAAGAGCUGACAGAAUUACCCGUUAUGGUUGAACUCGCAAGUGAUUUUCUGGAUCGUAACACCCCAAUUUUCAGAGAUGAUGUUUGCUUUUUUAUUUCCCAGUCUGGAGAAACUGCCGAUACGUUAAUUGCUUUGAGAUAUUGCAAACAACGUGGUGCCUUAGUAGUUGGAGUUACAAAUACUGUAGGAAGCAGUAUCUGUCGGGAAACCCAUUGUGGAAUACAUAUAAAUGCUGGUCCAGAAAUUGGGGUUGCUAGCACAAAAGCCUACACUAGCCAAUUUUUAUCUCUAGUGAUGUUUGCAUUAGUGAUGUCAGAAGAUCGCAUUUCAAUGCUAACAAGACGCACUGAAAUCAUAAAGGGAUUAAAAGCACUUCCUGAGCAAAUUAAAGAAGUAUUGAAAUUAGAUAAUGAAGUGAAAAAAUUAUCAGAGCAGCUAUAUCAACAAAAAUCUGUUCUCGUCAUGGGCCGAGGCUAUAACCAUGCAACAUGUCUCGAAGGUGCCUUAAAAAUUAAAGAAUUGACUUACAUGCAUUCUGAGGGAAUCUUGGCUGGGGAAUUAAAGCAUGGACCUCUUGCAUUAGUAGACGAUGCUAUGCCUGUUAUUAUGGUGGUAACAAAAGAUCCAGUUUAUACAAAAUGCAUGAAUGCUCUGCAACAGGUUACAGCCCGUGGUGGAAGACCUGUUAUUAUUUGCAACAAAGGAGAUGAAGAAACACAAAAAUUUGCAUUUAAAUAUCUUGAAGUUCCUCAUACUGUUGAUUGUUUGCAGGGCAUUUUAACCGUUAUCCCUUUGCAACUCCUUUCAUAUCAUAUAGCAGUUUUGAGAGGAUGUAAUGUGGAUUGUCCUCGAAAUUUGGCAAAAUCUGUUACUGUUGAAUAAGAUGUCUAAAGUUGAAUGAUUGAUAACAUUCCAUGAAACAGUUUUUGUGGCUAUUUUUAUAGUUUUUAAACUGUAAAAAUUGGCAUUUGCUUAGAUUUGUAUUGUGUGGUUUCUUCAGAUGUGAUAAUUCAUGCAAGUUAAAUUUUUAUAGUUUAAAUUUUUUGUAUGUAACUUUUAUAUACAAAUUUUAUUUAUAGUUGUCAUUUAUUAGUGAUAAUUUUAAUAGCAUUGAAUUGAAUGGUUUUAGAUUUGCAUCUCACUUAAAUAAUAAUGUAUAAUUUUCUAAUUAUAAAUUAUGUAUAAAUUUGUUUCAUUUUUAACAGUUUAUAAAGAAAAUAUCUUAAUUAAAUUUGGAUUCAUUUGAAAUUAUUAAAGUGUUGUAAAAAUUGUAUAGAAUUUCUUAUAUUGAAUAAAAUUAUGUUUUUAAUCCUGUGUUAAUUUUCUCUAUCACAAAUUUUAAACUAACUUUCAGGUGUAAUGACUGGAAUAUAAUUGCAUCUGUGCCGCCAGUUUUAAAAUAUUACCUUAUUAUUGUGUAUAACAUCAUUUAUGUUGCUGAAAGUUUAUAAUUUUAGCUAUUCACAGAUUAUGAAGAUCAGUCAAAAUGUUAUCUGUAUUUGCAUGAAAAAAGCAGAAUAUGAAACAUAUGGCAGUUAUUUUAUUUAGAUGAAAGUGUGCUAUCAGGACUUUUAUACAUGAUGAUAUUUAUUCAAACAUUUAUCAUAGUGUGGCAGGUAGGUAUACUUAAAUAAAAGAAAUAUAAAAUAAUAAAGAUAUAAUAAAUAAAGAAUAAAGUAUAAAGAA